UCUUCACUGUAUAAGCCUGUGGUCGGUUUCCUGUUGACCAUCCUUCAUCAUCAACCACCCCCUCACACUUCUACCCAACCAAACAUCAGUCCAGAAAACAUAUACAACUAAAGAAACCAGACAAACAGACAGACAAGCAUGUCCGACCAACCUCCUCCUCCUCAAGAAAACCAACCGAGCUCAUCAAAACCCAGCGCAGAUUCGAAUAACCCACAACCAUCUUCCUCAUCCAACAGCAAGGAGUCUACCUCUGAGGAUGUCAAAAUGGAUGCCGAGCCAGAGCUUGAUCCCGAAAUCUUGAAAGCCUCUCCGGAAGAAAUUAUGACCAGGACUAGGCUGUUAGAAAAUGAGAUCAAGAUUAUGAGGUCCGAAAACCUGACGUUAUCACAUGAAGCGACGAUGAUGUUAGACAAGAUCAAAGACAAUACAGAUAAGAUCAAGAACAACAAACAGCUCCCGUUCCUAGUAGCCAACGUAGUCGAAAUCCUAGACAUCGAUCCAGAUGUCCAUGAGAGUGAGGAGGGAGCCCAAGUUGAUUUAGAUUCAGUCCGCAAGGGGAAAUGUGCGGUGAUCAAAACCUCAACACGACAGACGAUCUUCUUACCCUUAAUCGGUCUGGUGGAUGCCGAUAAACUCAGGCCGGGUGAUCUGAUCGGUGUGAAUAAGGACAGCUAUCUCGUCUUGGAUACUCUCCCAGCUGAAUACGAUUCCAGAGUGAAGGCCAUGGAAGUCGACGAACGUCCGACUGAAACGUAUACGGAUAUCGGUGGACUCGAUAAGCAGAUCGAAGAACUCGUCGAGGCUGUCGUCCUACCCAUGCAACAAGCCGAUAAGUUCAAAACGCUCGGCAUCAAACCUCCUAAAGGUGUCUUGAUGUAUGGACCCCCUGGUACUGGUAAAACCUUAUUGGCUAGAGCUUGUGCGGCCCAGACCAAAGCAUGUUACAUGAAACUAGCUGGCCCAUCGCUAGUACAAAUGUUCAUUGGGGACGGUGCUAAAUUAGUGCGGGAUGCAUUCGAACUGGCCAAGGAGAAGGCGCCGGCAAUAAUCUUUAUUGAUGAGUUGGAUGCAAUCGGGACGAAGCGGUUCGACAGUGAGAAAUCGGGUGAUCGAGAGGUCCAGCGAACGAUGUUGGAGCUCCUCAACCAACUGGAUGGGUUCGGUAGUGAUGAUCGGAUCAAAGUGAUUGCAGCGACCAAUCGGAUUGACAUACUUGAUCCUGCGUUGCUUCGAUCGGGUCGUUUGGACCGAAAGAUCGAAUUCCCCUUGCCGACUGAAGACGCCCGGGCACGGAUCAUCGAGAUUCAUUCCAGGAAGAUGAAUGUGGGUAAAGGAGUGAACUUUGAAGAGCUGGCACGAUCGACAGACGAGUUCAAUGCCGCCCAACUACGCGCAGUGGCGGUCGAGGCUGGGAUGAUUGCCCUAAGAGAAGGGGCAAAUGAGAUUCAUCAUGAACACUUCUUGUCGGGGAUCUUGGAAGUUCAAAGUAAAAAGAAAAACGACCAAUUUUACUUUGCUUGAGUUUCUCCUUGUUUUCCUCUCACUGUGGGAUAAUAUAUAUUUUUUUGUGUGUGUCUUAUAAAGAGCCUUCUCCUUCUUAAUACUCUUCCUUGUUUUUUUGUUCUUCUGGUAAUCUACAUAUCUCUUGUUUUUUUUUUCUUGAUCGGGCAUGGGAGCGGAGAGUAGUAGUCCCUAUAGUCCAUUCAAGCGACUGUCCCAAAAUAACACUUCAUGGUGGUGGUGUUUGCUGGGCGUAAAGUCUGGCUUGAAUACACGCUCUAACAAUUAGUGAAUUACUCUUUUCUCUUUCUGUUUCUUUUUUUUUUGGAGGAGGGGUCUUCUACUUAAUCUCAUGUUGUCAACUCAAGAAAAAAAAAGCAUUUAACCAAGGUGAUCAAGAAAUCACUCUUUC
This is a messenger RNA of Puccinia graminis f. sp. tritici CRL 75-36-700-3, 1912 nucleotides long. RefSeq names its product 26S protease regulatory subunit 6A. Gene Ontology annotation, biological process: proteasome-mediated ubiquitin-dependent protein catabolic process. Gene Ontology annotation, molecular function: ATP binding; ATP hydrolysis activity; proteasome-activating activity. The transcript has 8 exons. Gene Ontology annotation, cellular component: proteasome regulatory particle, base subcomplex. The record is from RefSeq and is a predicted model, not a curated record. Bases 139 to 1521 code for a protein of 460 amino acids. NCBI's taxonomy places the organism in Eukaryota, Fungi, Basidiomycota, Pucciniomycetes, Pucciniales, Pucciniaceae.